Molecule: messenger RNA, 1074 nt
Organism: Oppia nitens
Lineage: Eukaryota; Metazoa; Arthropoda; Arachnida; Sarcoptiformes; Oppiidae
Exons: 2
Coding region: 108-935 (275 amino acids)
Source: RefSeq, a predicted model, not a curated record
UACACAUUAAAUGAUACAUUAGUUUGGUUUACACACAUCUAGUGUUUUGGUUUUUUACAUACAGUUUGUUGUUAUUGUGUUAUUGAUUAUCAAAAAACACAACAACAAUGUUGUCGUCGAUAAUGAUAUCACAACACGUGUUGGCCAUCAAAGUGUCUACUCAUCAGAGAUGUCUUCGAUUGGUUACCGAUUGUCUGAAGAAGACGAUGGCAACGAUGACAACGACAACGACAACAACAACACCAACACAUGUGAACCGAUUGUUGUUGUCUUCAUCGGCAAUGAUUAGUUGCCGUCAAGACAUCCGUACAUACCAUCAUCAACAACAACAACAUUAUGAUUAUCACCAUAAGUCGCCGCCACCACCACUACCGCCGAUGUCGAUGACAAUUGUUCCCAAUGCACUUCCAGGCUAUCAUCCAGGACAUCAUCAUCAGCGGCAGCCGCCAAUCAAUGAACUACCGCCGCAACCGUCGACUAUCUUAAACAAAUGGAUCCGUGAGGUAGUGAUGGACACCACAAACAACACUGGUAUCGGUGUUGUGGUGCCGAAACAGGCGCCUGCCGUCCAAUCAAAUCGUACGAUGCGUUUGGAUUACGUAAUAAUACGUGACCCGCGAUCGUACAGCCACUUGACGGUCAUUCGCCGCCGGAAAAUGUCUAAACAUAAACGUAUGAAAUGGCGUAAGAAGAUGGUAGCCAUGCUUAAGAAGAAGAAUUUGAAGAAAAAUAUAAUGAAAGAAAAGGUAUUCAGAGCGGAACUGUUGGCCCAAAUCAAAGAAGCCGAAGAUUUUGAUCCGGAACUGUAUGUCAACAAUAUAUUGGAUACAAUAGAUCGUCAGCCGAAAGACAUAACCAAAGAAGAAUAUUUCGAACACAUCAGGAAUUUGAUCCGAAAGAAUCGUAAAGAAACUAAUUUUAUUGUCGAAAACUAAUUGAUUGAUUGAUUGAUUUGAUUUGAUCGGGGAAUAGUCAUCGGCGGUAGUGUUGUUGUUGGCAGAUAUUGGCCACAGUUUUUUUGAUGAACCAAUAAUUAGAUAACUUGUAGUUUAUUAUUAUUAUUAUUAUUAUUAU